AUGUCUCACGACAUGAACCCUGGGAUUAUGCCCAACCCUCGGCUUCGGCCAAAAGUCCAACUUUUGUUAGCGAUCCCUUCCGCCGUCUUAACAGACCUCGGAGGUGGAUUCGCCUUUGUUGGCACACUGCUUGCUGCCGUCUUAACAGACCGCGGAAAAGUCGGCAGGGUGAAGUUUGUUUGUCUACCCUGCCUCUUUUCCCUGUGUCUCAACGAGAAAGUCCCAGGCUUCAGCCACGCUGUUUGGCCUUUUGUCGGCAACAGCAGGCGAGUAGUUGUGUGCUGCUCACCCGCCCUAAUCCCUACGUCUAGACGACGUAACCCCCGGGCCCAUGCCCGACUCUUCAGAGGAGGUUCUGCUCCUCUAGACCUGAAGAAGGCUUCUCUCAAACGAUUGGUUCGAGAGAAGCAUACCCUAAAGGCAGCGAAGACAGUGGCGCAGGAACGGCGACCCAACCAAGUCUUGUCGACUCUGAGACCCACCCACCAACUCUCACUUGAUCAGACUGGCUACUUUGAAAGGGGGUCUGCGUACCCCAUUUCAUUUGAUUCCGAGCUACCUGGACGUUAUGGCGGCAGGGAGCCAACUUUUCGACAUACAGGGACGACCGAACGACAUCAUCACCGACCAUCACAGCACAGCAUCUCAGCCCGCGUAUCUAGCUUUUCAAACCCCGACGUCAGAACUCAGCAUAAUCACCAUCGAGCCGACUUGUCGAUCCCCAACUUUACCGAACUUCUCACGCGCUUAUUUUCGGGCUUAUCGCUUAAUUCUUUUUAAAUUGACUAACACGGCUUUCCUUUUCUUGACUGACAUUUUAGGCUCUUUGCAUUUCUUUACAUCUUUCAUACUAUCAUACCAAAUACGGAGGAGAGGGGGAGGAUUGCAGGAAGAAUAGGAGGAGCACUGCAAGAAGAAUAGGAAGGAGGAGGAUAGGAAGGAGGGGGACACUAAGCAAGAGGCAAGGGAGAAAGUGAUGGGGGAGGAUGGGAACAAUAAGUAUAAGGAGGCGAAGAAAAAUAGUGAGAAGGAUGACAAGGACAGAGAAGAGAAGAGGGGGGGAUAUGAAGGAGGAAACAACUGAUAGGGAUGAUAGCUCAAAUAAAUGCAAAGCAACUUAGGUCGGAGAAU
Molecule: messenger RNA, 1131 nt
Organism: Aaosphaeria arxii CBS 175.79
Lineage: Eukaryota; Fungi; Ascomycota; Dothideomycetes; Pleosporales
Exons: 2
Coding region: 1-780 (259 amino acids)
Source: RefSeq, a predicted model, not a curated record